AUUCCGUUCAGACCUGAAGGGUUCUUCGGUUAGGUUCUAUCUGUGGUUUUGACAAUGGGAACGACGAAGAUGGAGUUGACGUCCAAAAACGCCGUGCAAAUUCUGUUCUUCGCUCUACUAUUAAACUACGUAGUCUCUGCGAGGACGCCAGGCAGACAGACACUUUCGCCAAUACAAGAGGCACCGCAGUAUCGUUUCCAUUACUAUGUCCAGGACGAAGGGACCGGUAAUAAUGGCGUUAGUUACAAAACGCAUGAAGAAUACAAAAACGCCGCCGUAUCCUCAUUUUCAGCCGGUCAAAGUGGUCCGGUGUACAAAGCUGACGCUCAGACGCCUAUUGUAGUACAGCCCAUCGACUCUCAGGCUCAGCAGAAGACGUCGAAAUCCAUCGAUGUGGCGUCAAAGAACGAAGAGAGCGGCAACAAGGAAGGCGCUUCGGCCGAACAGGCGGGUACGGAAGACAGGCAAGACGACGACAAGGAAGUAUCGCAGGAACAGGUGUUCGUGCAGGACAAAGACGAGACGAUGAAGCAACCGACAGAGUUUACGAUCCCGUUCAAGAAACCUAACUCGGUGGGCGCGGACGACAUUAAGUACGGCGGUGCAGAUGACGAAGCCAUGAAGAAAGACAUCGUCAAGGUGAUCCAAAACAUAAACGGGGCUGGGAUAGCAAGCUACGGCUCAGAGCAGUCCGACUCCCAGUUAAACUUCAAGAGCGGCCUGACCGACAAACCGAUGAAAACGGUGAACGUCGACUCCGCGGAAGCGGACCACGCCGACGGCCAGCAACAAGCUCAUAUCAACUUCAAGAGCCAGCAAUUAUCCAACAAGCCAUUGAGACUGUUCGGGUACAACCCGUGGUCGACGUUUGGCCAAGCUUACGAUGUUGACAACAACCGUCCACCACAAGUGGCCAGCGCCGCCGUAGGAGGCUAUUACGCGGGUUACGGCGAAGACAGCGUGAAGACACUGUCCAGCUUCGACUUAGGUCCGGCGUACAGUUAUCUUACUGGGCCGACUGCCUACCAAUACGCCGGAGGAUCGGGUGCGGGUUACAAGGGAGGAUCUCAGAAAUAUAACUCGGCGGCCGCCCAACAACUCUACUACUACGAUCCGAGUUCGAUGUUGAUGGUACCGAUUUACACCAACCCAAUUAGCGGAGGACAGACAUACCAAACGUACACGGAAAACGGUGUCAACGCCAAACCCCAACAGCAACCACAACCGCAGCAGCAACCUGCAGCACAAACAGAAACGGGAACCAAAAAAGGUUUUAAUUUAAUGCAGAUUCUGAGCGGCGGCACUUUUUACAAGGGAUCGUCGGAACAAGCGGAAGGAUCGCAGACGACGGCGGUGAAAGACGUACCGACCAAACAAGAAGUCGCCAAACCGGACAAGCAGAAACUUUCCGAUGAAUACGACAAAACAAAACAGCUUCAAACGCUCAUGUUGUACCUGAAUCCGGCAGACGGUCCGUUGGAUAUAAAAUCAUUGACUUCCAGCCCCAUACAACUGAUGCUGGGCCAACAGCCGCCGCAGAACGACUGUGUGCCAAAAACCAAGACGCCGGCUGUCAAAGAAAAGCCACUUCAGCCAAUACCGCUAUGUUCGGAUUGCGUGCCCGCGCUGGGUUUGAUAGGUUUGCCGAACACAAAAUCAGUGGCCAUCCAAACAAAGAAAUCGAGUGCUCCUCAACCACAAGUGAUGCCCAUAUGGAAUGGAUCAAACAUUUCAAAAUUAAAUUAUCUUAUCCUACCCAACCCAAUAACUAAAUAAGCACACUAUACUAUUUAUAUUUAUGUUCACACUAACGUGUACAUAAUUGACUGGCUAAUAUAUAUGUUAGUAUAUAAUUUAAUUUAAGACAAUUUUGAUGAA
This is a messenger RNA of Adelges cooleyi (spruce gall adelgid), 1878 nucleotides long. RefSeq lists its product as uncharacterized. The record is from RefSeq and is a predicted model, not a curated record. NCBI's taxonomy places the organism in Eukaryota, Metazoa, Arthropoda, Insecta, Hemiptera, Adelgidae. The transcript has 3 exons. Bases 55 to 1776 code for a protein of 573 amino acids.